Messenger RNA from Menidia menidia (Atlantic silverside), 771 nucleotides. The record is from the annotation of a GenBank genome assembly. Lineage: Eukaryota; Metazoa; Chordata; Actinopteri; Atheriniformes; Atherinopsidae.
AUGGCAAACCCCAUCAGCGGCAGCUCCUAUGGGGUGUUUCUGGUGGCUGGAGGGCCGGUCGUUGAGCCUCUCCGGCCUCAUAAAAUGGGCGGCACCAUGUACAACACAGGGAAGCACGUGUCCCUGCGGCCGGACAAAGCCCACCUGGUCAACAUCUCCGGGGGCCCCCUGGGCUACAGCUACCGGCUGGAGGAGGUCCGCCUCCAUUUCGGGAGCGAGGACUCCCACGGCUCCGAGCACCUCCUCAACGGACAGGGCUUUCCCGGAGAGGUCCAGUUGAUCCAUUAUAACCAGGAUCUAUACGCCAACUACAGCGAGGCUGCCAAGAACCCUCACGGCAUUGCAGUGGUCUCCAUCUUCAUAAAGAUCUCUGAACACUCUAAUCCCUUCCUCAACCGCAUGCUGAAUAGAGACACCAUCACCAGAAUCAACUACAAACAUGAUGCCUUCCUAUUAAUGGGCCUGAACAUCGCCGACCUUUACCCUGACACCACCCGCUACAUCACCUACGAGGGCUCCAUCACCAUCCCCCCCUGCUACGAGACCUCCACGUGGAUCCUCAUCAACAAGCCGGUCUACGUGACGCAGAUGCAGAACGAGCCCUACAAGAUAUUCCUGAGCAUGAGCGACAACACGCGGCCCGCCCAGCCGCUGCUGCAGCGCUGCAUCCGGACCAACAUCAACUUCAGCAAGCAGGGCCGCGACUGCCCCAACAACCGCACCCUCCGGCCCCAGUACAGAGCGAUUCGAAUGACUCUUUUAUCCGUUUAG